Closterium sp. Naga37s-1 is the source of this 3015-nucleotide messenger RNA. Lineage: Eukaryota; Viridiplantae; Streptophyta; Zygnematophyceae; Desmidiales; Closteriaceae. The record is from the annotation of a GenBank genome assembly.
AUGGCCUCCCGUGCCCUUGUCACUGGUUCUCUCCGGUCUCUCCCUCCCCUUCCCCCAUCGCCUGCCCCUACCUGCGUUCCUUGCGUCGAGGGGUGGCAGCGCGCCGCUCCUCACUCCUCCGAGUUCCCUCCGACGGAGGCUCCCCUGCAGACUCUUCACAUGGACGUGUGGGGCCCAUCCCGCGUCUGUGGACAGGGUCACGAGCGCUACUUUCUGCUGGUCGUUGACGACUACUCGCGUUACACCACAGUCUUCCCCUUGCGCCGCAAGGGUGAGGUCACUGAGGUGCUGAUCGUCUGGAUCCACGCAGCCCGUCGCCAGCUCAGCGAGAGUUUCGGCUCGGACCUUCCUGUUCUGCAUCUGCACUCCGACAGAGGUGGAGAGUUUUCCUCCGACCUUCUGAGGGCCUUCUGUCGUGCGGAGGGCAUCCGCCAGACGUUCACGCUUCCGGCCUCUCCACAACAAAAUGGGAUUGCUGAGCGCCGCAUUGGCAUGGUCAUGGACGUCGCUCGUACGUCCAUGAUCCAUGCGGCUGCUCCCCAUUUUCUGUGGCCGUUCGCGAUUCAGUACGCUGCGCAUCAGCUCAACCUCCAGCCCCGGGUCUCCAUGCUGGAGACCACACCUGCUCUGCGCUGGACGGGGAAGGUUGGCGAUGCGUCUGCGUUCCGUCCUCCCUCGGUAGACCCCCUCCCCCCUCAGGGUCCUGCCCCCUCAAGUGUGUCCCAGGUAGACGCAGUCGAGCCUGUCGAGGUAGCUGUUGACUCUGGUGCUGCUAGGGGUGCUGAGCCUGCGGGUGCCGGGUCUGGGGGUGCUGAGCCUGAGCGUGCGGAGCCUGAGGGUGCUGAGUCUCGGGGUGCUAAGCCUGGGGGUGCUAGGCCUGGGGUCGCUGAGUCUGGGGGUGCUGAGCCUGAGGGUGCUGAGCCUGAGGGUGCUGAGCCUGCGCGUGUGGAGUCUGGAGGUGCUGAGCCUGGAGGUCCAUCGGGUGCUUCGUCCCGACGGGAGCCACUCUCUCCACAGCAGCUGCGCGAGUGGUUUGCUCGGCGCUGGAGCCGUGCUGCUGGAGCUGGUGGUGCUACGGGCGCUGGAGGUCCUGCUGCUGCUGGAGCUGCUGGGGGUUCUGGAGCCACUGGUCCCGGAGGUGCUCGUACUGGAGCUGCUCGGCCUGGUGGUGCUGCUGGAGCUGGAGCUGCUGGAGGUGCUGGAGCUGGCAGUGCUGCUGGAGCAGGUGCUGCUGGAGGUACUGGAGCUGGCGCUACUGGAGCUGCCUGGGCUUCUGGUGGUCCUGCUGGAGCUGGAGCUGCUGGAGGUGCUAGAGCUAGAGGUGCUGCUGGAGCCAGUGCUCCUGUGGGUGCUAGAGUUGGCGCUCCUGGAGCUGCUGGAGGUGCUGCUGGAGCUGGAGGUGCUGCUGGAGUUGGAGCUGACGCUGGGGGUGCUGGUGCUGUCCCUGCUGGUUCUGGAGGCGCUGCGUGGCCGCGGCCGUACUUCGUUCCGCUCCUUCAGCAGGUUCUUGGUCUCCCGCCUUCUACUGGUCCUGCUCCUUCCUUAGAGUAUCCACCGCGUGUCCAGUCGCAGUCACAGUUAAACCCCGCCUCCCCACUGCCGGCUCCUUCUCCUAUCACUGGUCCACCCGGAGGUCUUGCUGAGCGUCGUGAGCCCGAGUCUCGUCCUGCGUCGCCUGUUCGUGCUGCUCGCACUAGUCGUCGUGGUUCCCGUCAGCGUCCUCCUCCUAUCCCUGGCACACACCAAAUGGCUCUGCGUCCUUCCACUCCUCCGCAGCGUGUCCCCCUGCCGUCUCCUCAUCUGUCCUCUCUUCCUGCCCUUGCUGACCCGGAGUCUGACUCCCUUCGUGCUGCUAGUCCUACUGUCACGCGUCUCCUGGCCACUGUUGUCACUGACCCUUCCUUUGAGUCCACUGCUGCGUCUGCCUUAGUUGCUGAGCUUGUCCACUUUGCUGCUCGCUGUCGUCUAGACUACGCCGCUAGUCUUGUUGCUGAGUCAGAGUCUGUCUGUCCUCCGUCCGUCGGGGGUGAGUGUGCUCUUAGCACAGACGUCCUUGAGGACAGGCAGGAGGAGUUCCAGUGUUUUGCUGCUGCUUUACCUCAUCUCGUAUCCAUGCUGCUUGCCCCUGAGGGAGACUUGGAUGCACCAGACAUCCCGACCACGCGCUCUUACGCAGAGGCGAUAGAGGGUCCCUACUCCUCUCAGUGGCAGACAGCCAUGGACGCAGAGAUGGCUUCCUGGAAGUCCACAGGCACCUACGUCGACGAGGUUCCCCCACCUGGGGCGAACAUUGUCGAUGGCAUGUGGAUUUUCAGGGUGAAGCGGCCGCCGGAUUCUCCGCCUGUCUUCAAGGCGCAAUACGUGGCUCGAGGCUUCAGUCAGCGGCAGGGAGUUGACUACUUUCAGACCUUCUCUCCCACCCCGAAGAUUACCACUCUUCGGGUACUGCAGCACGUCGCUGCUCAGCGUGACUAUGAGCUUCACUCUCUUGACUUCAGCACAGCCUUCCUACAGGGCUGCCUGCACGAGGAGAUCUGGCUACGCCGCCCACCUGGCUUCACUGGGUCUUUUCCUCCUGGGACCCAGUGGAGCCUCCGGCGGCCAGUCUACGGUCUCCGCCAGGCACCCCGUGAGUGGCACGACACACUGAGGACUACGCUUGCGGCUCUUGGGUUUGCUCCUUCCACUGCUGACCCGUCGCUGUUUCUCCGCACCGACACUACUCUGCCGCCUUUCUACAUCCUCGUGUACGUCGACGACUUGGUCUUUGCUACUGCUGACACUGCUGGACUCGCCCACGUGAAGUCGGAGCUGCAGAAGAGCCACACGUGCACAGACCUGGGUGAAGCGCGCAGCUAUCUUGGCUUGCAGAUCACCCGGGACAGAGCACGGCGCACCAUUACCUUGACUCAGUCACACAUGGUGCAGCAGGUCCUUCAGCGCUUCAACGUACUCCUCGCCUCAGGCCACUCCUCUGUCUACUCGCCACUCGCUCUCAGCUCUGGCUUCGGAUGA